This is a messenger RNA of Haliotis rufescens (red abalone), 2454 nucleotides long. Its product is annotated as leucine-rich repeat-containing protein 71-like. NCBI's taxonomy places the organism in Eukaryota, Metazoa, Mollusca, Gastropoda, Lepetellida, Haliotidae. Gene Ontology annotation, molecular function: protein binding. Bases 45 to 1937 code for a protein of 630 amino acids. The transcript has 17 exons. The record is from RefSeq and is a predicted model, not a curated record.
UUGCAUACACAGCCGCCAGUCGACGUAGUUGCUUCGCUGUAGGCAUGGAGGGACGACUUAACGUGCCUGACAACACGUCGGAAGGGGGACUGGCAAGUCCGUCGCCGGUCCCCAAGAAGUCCAGAAAGAAGCUGGGAAGAGAUGAUCCAUACAGUGCCAGCAGGAUGAGGGGGAGGCGGAAGGACAGGAGCGCCUCCACAGCUGGGCAGGACGUGCUGGAGGGGGAUGCAGACAAAGGUCCAUACAGCUGUUCCGGGUUCUUCCAGUCGGACUUCGCGGAGUUGUGCCAGAGAGAAGACGUCGUGUAUGUUCCACAAAUCCUCCCCAGAGCGAGGCGUCCGGUGUCCCCGGGCCACACCCCCGACGGCAAGCCAGAGAGAGGCAAAUACAACAGCAAACAGCAGGCACCCCCGGAAAUACCAGCAGAGCCUUUGGUCGACGAGGAUGGCGAGCCAGUCGAGCCUCCUCCCAAGACAUACACCACGAAGGACAAGUUUGAGUACUUCAAACCAUCCAUACAGGUGGAGAUGGACAACCCUGACAAGUUGGACACUGUCACCGAAGUAUACAUCCGUGGGUGGAGGGUGGAUGAAUGCAUGAUGAACAUCUUCAAGCAGUGCUGGCCGGCCGUGGACCGUCUCCACACCAUCAACUUAUGGCAGGUCGGACUGACGGGACAGACUGUUGCCAUCUUGGCGUCCAUUGUGUCUGAAUGCGAAACCCUCAAGGACCUGAUCCUGGACGGUAAUAGCGUACAAGAGGAGAAUUGGUAUCAGCUGAUCGGAGAUGAUAGCAGCGUCCAGACCCUGUCCCUCCAGCACUGCUCCAUCACAGACACGGGGAUGGAGGGAAUCAGCAGAGCUCUGGGUACAGCCAAGCGGUUCAACACCAAGCUCUUGUCUCUGAACCUCACCGGAAACAGCAUCACAGAUGUCGGCGCGGAGCAUCUAGCACGGGGACUGAGGAUGAAUAGAAGGCUGAUGUCACUGUCACUGGCCAACAAUCGGAUUGGGGAUAUGGGCGUCAAGAAGAUUGCAGAGGCUCUGUCUCGGUUUCCUCUGACUCACGACGAGGUGGUGGAGCGGCGGCGGCUCAUCUCCGAGAAAGAGGCGGCGGAGAGAAACAAACCCUCAACCAACAGUCGCCGAGGGGACAGAUCCGGAACUGCCCGCAGCAACUCCCAGUCGGAAAGAGAUAAAUCCAAGCGAGACAACUCUCAAUCGGACAAGGACAAAUCAAAGCGAGAUAACUCUCAAUCGGACAAGGACAAAACUAAGAAAGACAACUCUCAGUCGGAGAAAGACAAAUCCAAGCGAGACAAAACUCCAUCUAAAAGGUCCAAGGAACCAAAGGUCAGGGAGGAAGAGAAAAGAGUCCCCCAGCGGAAGGAGAAGGUGCAGGAGAAGGAGAAGGUGCAGGAGAAGGAGAAGGAACCUCCCCAGAAGAAAGGAUUGUUUAAGUCGUUGAUUAAAGGACUGAUGAAACCUCCAGGAGGGGAUGGAAAGUCAUCCGGAAGGUCACGUGACAAAUCCAGAACAAGGAAGCUGACACCACAAGGAAACGAGGUAGCCGAAGUUGUGGUGAUCAUCAACCCGCUGAUGGAGACUGCUGAGUAUAUUCCUGAGUUGCAGACCCUGCUGAUGUCCGGAAACAGGAUCCUUGUCAAUCUCAAUCUUGCCAGGAACCGGAUCUCUGACGUUGGUGUGAUGGAGCUCACAAAAGCUGUGCAGUACCAGACGACCCUGAGUCUAGAGAAGAAGAUCUACUCCCUUGACAACAAGAAUACUGGCACAGGGCUUAUGCGGAUCUGUCUCCAUAAAAACAAAAUGUCCCCUGACAGUGAUGAGAUGAAGAAACUGAACGACUUGAUGGCAACAAAGCAUCCAUUUUACAAACCCCCAGCCACACCUGCUUCUUCAGUCGGGGGUACAGAAUAAAUGAUGGAUGACCCCCUGCAACAACCAUCCACCCCCCAUCCCCACAGCACUACCAACAUCUCUGCCUCUUCUGAGACACAGAUUGUAGAAGUGGUCGAUAACAUCCUUCUACCCCAACCCCACCCCACACAAACCCACCCACCCAUCCCCUCAAUCGUUGCUUCUUCUGAUGUAGCAGGUGUGACGAGUAACCUCUCCCAACCCCAAUUUAGUUUCAAGGUAAAUUUAUAUCAAUUGGAUGUUAAGCUUAGUGAUACGGUUGCAAUUUAAAUUUGAUUCACGUACGACUUAUUCCCUGUGUAUGGAAUUCAGAAGGUAUUAAACCAACACUUCUGAACGGAGCAUGGUAAGAUUUCAGCAAUUAUUACCGUACAUCAUACUGAAUGAUUUUCAAUUGUCUUAAAAACUAUGAAUACAGAAAAGACGACGUGUAUGGAGAAUGUUCGACUUUGUUGCGGGUCGUCGUGGCCUCUGAUGAUAUGUAUUUCUGUUGUUGAAAUUAAAUCGAUCCUACCAG